Molecule: messenger RNA, 1497 nt
Organism: Cyprinodon tularosa
Lineage: Eukaryota; Metazoa; Chordata; Actinopteri; Cyprinodontiformes; Cyprinodontidae
Gene: vat1l
Product: vesicle amine transport 1-like
Exons: 9
Coding region: 72-1313 (413 amino acids)
Molecular function (GO): oxidoreductase activity
Source: RefSeq, a predicted model, not a curated record
CAAGCUCAGAAUAACGGCUCCCCUCAUCACUGUGGAGAAUCAGGGAGGACAGAGAGCAGCCGCUCUCCAACAUGGCUAAAGAAGGAGCAGAUAUGACAGAGGAAACCGAGUAUAUGAUAGACAGAAAUGCGGGUAAAGAGGCGCUGAGCGCUGAAUCACCCAUCAACGCCAAAGAAAUGCGAGCUGUGGUCCUGGCAGGUUUCGGAGGUCUAAACAAACUCCGGGUAACCAAGAAGGCAAUGCCUGAGCCCCAGGAUGGUGAAGUGAAGAUCCGCGUCAAAGCAUGUGGCUUGAAUUUCCUGGACUUGAUGGUACGGCAGGGGAAUAUUGAUAAUCCUCCAAAAACUCCCCUUGUUCCUGGAUUUGAGUGCUGUGGAAUCGUGGAGUCUGUGGGCGAAAACACUCAGGGAUUUGAGAUAGGUGACAGAGUUAUGGCGUUUAUGAACUAUAAUGCCUGGGCUGAGGUGGUUUGCACACCGACGGAUUUUGUUUACAAGAUGCCUGAUGAGAUGAUGUUUGCAGAGGCAGCAGCCUUCUCUCUGAACUUUGUGGCUGCGUACAUUAUGCUUUUUGAAGUCGCCAGUCUACGGGAAGGAAUGUCGGUUCUGGUCCACUCAGCUGGGGGUGCAGUGGGACAGGCUGUGGCCCAGUUAUGCUCCACUGUACCUAACGUAACUGUGUUUGGGAUCGCUUCCUGUUUUAAACACUCGUCCAUCAAAGACUCUGUGACGCACCUCUUCGACAGGAACACGGACUACAUACAGGAAGUCAAAAAGAUGUCUCCAGAUGGAGUUGACAUUGUGCUGGACUGCCUGUGUGGCGAAAACACAGGGAAAAGCUUGAGUCUGCUCAAGCCGCUGGGAACCUACAUCCUCUAUGGCGCAUCAAACAUGGUGACUGGGGAAACAAAGAGCUUCUUCAGUUUUGCAAAAUCUUGGUGGCAGGUGGAAAAGGUGAAUCCAAUUAAACUUUAUGAGGAGAACAAAGUUAUAGCGGGAUUCUCUCUCCUCAACCUUCUCUUCAAACAAGGAGGAUGUCAUCUUGUAAAAUCAGUGAUGGACAAACUAUUGCGUCUCUAUGAAGAGAAGAAGAUCAAGCCUGUAGUGGACUCCCUGUGGGCUCUGGAGGAGGUGAAAGAGGCAAUGCAGAGAAUUCAUGACAGAGGCAACAUUGGUAAACUCAUUCUGGAUGUGGAGAAGUCUCCUACCCCUUUGAUGGCCAACGACAGCACAGAGACCAGUGAAGCAGGAGAGGAAGAGGAGGAUCCUGAAGGAGAUAAUGACAGCAAGGAACGGAUGCCUUUUAUCCAUUAGUCGCUGUAAGCCACUGCUGCUCACCUAGAGACUGAAUAGAUUCACCAGAGGAACCUAACCCGUGUGUAUAUAUGUCUGCAUGUCUUGUGUGCAUGUAUGCAUUUGUUUUUGUUUUUUUCUUUUUCUUUUGUCUGUUACCUAUUACUUGUAAUUAGAUUUGGAAAAUAAAUAUAUCCUGUUAGUA